Neltuma alba is the source of this 1974-nucleotide messenger RNA. RefSeq names its product AAA-ATPase ASD, mitochondrial-like. NCBI's taxonomy places the organism in Eukaryota, Viridiplantae, Streptophyta, Magnoliopsida, Fabales, Fabaceae. The transcript has a single exon. Gene Ontology annotation, molecular function: ATP hydrolysis activity; ATP binding. The coding region runs from base 327 to 1772 and encodes 481 amino acids. The record is from RefSeq and is a predicted model, not a curated record.
CCCAAUAAAUAACUCCUAGCGGACAGUGAAUCGGUCCAUAUUCUUAAAGCGUUUUUCUUUCUGUGUGUUGGCCCAUCGUCAACAUUCAUACACGUUAGUGGAACCUUAUUUUCUAUCUUAUAAUUGUCCUUUUCGUUUUUAAUCAAAUCCUCUUGCUUCUUGCUACUUGCUAGUGUUAUUUGACUCAUUUUGCUUAUAAAAAUCGGUUCUUUCUCAAUCUCAACUCUCAUCUUGCCCACCAUAUCACUAUUUUUCCUCUUUUCCCUCUUGUCUCUGUUUGGAUAAUCCAAACCUCAGAUUGAGAAACCCGAAACAACAAAUCAACGAUGGUGCCACUCAGGAUGACAGAGAUGUGGGCGACAAUGGGGUCGACCAUAGCUAGCUUCAUGUUUGUGUGGGCGAUCAUACGGCAGUACUGUCCGUACGAGGUUCGUCGUUUCUUCGAGAAGUACACACACAGGGUCAUGGGUUACUUCUACCCUUACAUUCGAAUCUCCUUCCAUGAAUUCGUUGGAGAUCGGCUCAAACGCAGCGAAGCUUAUGCAGCCGUAGAGGCGUAUCUCAGCGCCAACACAUCAAAAAGCGCAAAACGGCUCAAGGCAGAGAUGGGUAGAGACAGUAGCAACCUCGUACUCACCAUGGACGAGUACGAGAGGGUGACGGACGAAUUUCAGGGCGUCAAAGUUUGGUGGGUCUCGAGCAAGGUUAUGUCUCCGACAAGGUCCAUGCCUUAUUAUCAAGAACAGGAGAAGAGGUUAUAUAAGCUGUCUUUUCAUUAUAAAUACAGAGACACCAUCACUGGAUCAUAUCUGGAGCAUGUGAUGAGAGAAGGGAAGGAGAUACGCUUAAGGAAUAGGCAGAGGAAGCUAUACACGAACAGUCCUGGCUAUAAAUGGCCAAGUUAUAAGCAGACAAUGUGGAGUCACAUUGUGUUCGAGCACCCUGCUACGUUUGACACAAUGGCCAUGGAGAAGGAGAAGAAGAAGGAGAUCAUCGAGGAUUUGGUGACAUUCAGUAAAAGUAAGGAUUUUUACGCCAGAAUCGGUAAAGCGUGGAAAAGGGGUUAUCUUUUGUAUGGUCCUCCUGGUACGGGGAAGUCUACGAUGAUCGCUGCAAUGGCUAAUUUGUUGGGAUAUGAUGUGUAUGAUCUUGAGCUUACCGCGGUGAAGGAUAACACAGAGCUGAGGAAGCUUUUGAUCGAGACGACCUGUAAGUCUAUAAUUGUGAUCGAGGACAUUGAUUGCUCUCUUGAUCUUACAGGGCAGAGGAAGAAGAAACCAGAGAUGGUCUCAGAUGAUGAUGUAGAUAAGGCGAAUGCAGACAUAGGAAAGAAAGAAGCAAAGGAGGAUGGCGGCGGCGGCAGCAGCAAAGUGACACUUUCAGGACUUCUGAAUUUCAUAGAUGGGAUUUGGUCUGCAAGUGGAGGGGAAAGAUUGAUUGUGUUCACAACUAAUUAUGUGGAGAAGCUUGAUCCUGCACUUAUCAGAAGGGGUCGAAUGGACAAGCAUAUAGAGCUAUCCUACUGCAGUUUUGAUGGGUUCAAAGUGCUUGCCAAGAACUACUUGAAGAUCGAAACGCAUCCUAUGUUUGACACAAUAGAGAAGCUACUAGGGCAGAUCAAGAUCACCCCAGCUGAUGUUGCUGAGAACCUCAUGCCAAAAUCUCCUACGGACGAUGCAGAAAGAUGUCUUUCGAGCUUGAUUGAAGCGCUUGGGAGGUCAAGAAAGCCGCGGCUACCGCAAAGGUGGAGGAACAGAAACAGCGUAUUCUGAUUAAGGAAAAUGGUGAGAUUCCAGAUGGGUGUACCAAAGCAAUGAAUCAUUGCCAGCGAUAGCGCAUAUUACUAGAUGAGUAUUAUUGUAUAAGAAGAUUCUGGCAGUGCAUCAUGUGAGGCAGAUUUGUCAUUAUAUUACUAGAUGAGUAUUGUAUCUUUUUUCAAUGUUGAAAACGAAUGGUUAGGUUCGAAAUGUUAAA